AUGGUACCCCCUGAACACAUCCCAGACUCCCAUGGUACCCAUGAACACAUCCCAGACUCCCAUGGUCCCCCUGAACACAUCCCAGAUUCCCAUGGUCCCCCUGAACACAUCCCAGACUCCCAUGGUACCCCUGAACACAUCCCAGACUCCCAUGGUCCCCGUGAACACAUUCCAGACUCCCAUGGUCCCCCUGAACACAUCCCAGACUCCCAUGGUCCCCCUGAACACAUCCCAGACUCCCAUGGUCCCCCUGAACACAUCCCAGACUCCCAUGGUCCCCCUGAACACAUCCCAGACUCCCAUGGUCCCCCUGAACGCAUCCCAGACUCCCAUGGUCCCCCUGAACACAUCCCAGACUCCCAUGGUCCCCUUGAACACAUCCCAGACUCCCAUGGCACCCCUGAACACAUCCCAGACUCCCAUGGUACCCCUGAACACAUCCCAGACUCCCAUGGUCCCCUUGAACACAUCCCAAACUCCCAUGGUCCCCCUGAACACAUCCCAGACUCCCAUGGUCCCCGUGAACACAUCCCAGACUCCCAUGGUCCCGCUGAACACAUCCCAGACUUCCAUGGUCCCCACUCCCAUGGUCCCCCUGAACACAUCCCAGACUCCCAUGGUCCCCCUGAACACAUCCCAGAGCCCCAUGGUCCCCCUGAACACAUCCCAGACUCCCAUGGUCCCCCUGAACACAUCCCAGACUCCCAUGGUCCCCCUGAACACAUCCCAGACUCCCAUGGUCCCCCUGAACACAUCCCAGACUCCUAUGGUCCCCCUGAACACAUCCCAGAGCCCCAUGGUCCCCCUGAACACAUCCCAGACUCCCAUGGUCCCCCUGAACACAUCCCAGACUCCCAUGGUCCCCCUGAACACAUCCCAGACUCCCAUGGUCCCCCUGAACACAUCCCAGAGCCCCAUGGUCCCCCUGAACACAUCCCAGACUCCCAUGGUCCCCCUGAACACAUCCCAGACUCCCAUGGUCCCCCUGAACACAUCCAAGACUCCCAUGGUCCCCCUGAACACAUCCCAGACUCCCAUGGUCCCGCUGAACACAUCCCAGACUCCCAUGGUCCCCCUGAACACAUCCCAGACUCCCAUGGUCCCCCUGAACACAUCCCAGACUCCCAUGGUCCCCCUGAACACAUCCCAGAGCCCCAUGACUCCCAUGGUCCCCCUGAACACAUCCCAGAGCCCCAUGGUCCCCCUGAACACAUCCCAGACUCCCAUGGUCCCGCUGAACACGUCCGAGACUCCCAUGGUCCCCCUGAACACAUCCCAGAGCCCCAUGGUCCCCCUGAACACAUCCCAGAGCCCCAUGGUCCUCCUGAACACAUCCCAGACUCCCAUGGUCCCCCUGAACACAUCCCAGACUCCCAUGGUCCCCCUGAACACAUCCCAGAGCCCCAUGGUCCCCCUGAACACAUCCCAGACUCCCAUGGUCCCGCUGAACACGUCCGAGACUCCCAUGGUCCCCCUGAACACAUCCCAGAGCCCCAUGGUCCCCCUGAACACAUCCCAGAGCCCCAUGGUCCUCCCUGA
Molecule: messenger RNA, 1539 nt
Organism: Procambarus clarkii (red swamp crayfish)
Lineage: Eukaryota; Metazoa; Arthropoda; Malacostraca; Decapoda; Cambaridae
Source: RefSeq, a predicted model, not a curated record